Molecule: messenger RNA, 2853 nt
Organism: Cricetulus griseus (Chinese hamster)
Lineage: Eukaryota; Metazoa; Chordata; Mammalia; Rodentia; Cricetidae
Source: RefSeq, a predicted model, not a curated record
CUUCUGGACCCUGCCCUGCCAGAGGCCAGCCCUGCACACUAAGCAAGCACAUGGACCAGCUCAGGCCCUGUCCCCAAGGCAGUAGCAGGAUGUGGAAACCUCCGGAAGGAAUGGGACAUCCUGGAGAAGAGGUCCUAGAGGUGUUGGCAUCCAGUUCUGAACAGCUGUUGGAAGUCCACUAACAGAACCAGAGAGGAGGCCUCUGGGUGACCACACCUUCCAACCGUAGUCUCUGCUCCUCGUCCUGAGACACAAGUACCACCAAGAUGUCAAACCCAUUCCUGAAGCAAGUGUUCAACAAGGACAAAACGUUCCGACCCAAGCGCAAGUUUGAGCCUGGCACGCAACGCUUCGAGCUCCACAAGCGUGCACAGGCGUCUUUGAACGCUGGGCUGGACCUUCGGCUGGCUGUGCAGCUGCCACCAGGUGAGGACCUCAACGACUGGGUGGCGGUGCAUGUGGUGGACUUCUUCAACCGAGUCAACCUCAUCUAUGGCACCAUCAGUGACGGCUGCACCGAGAAGUCGUGCCCAGUCAUGUCCGGGGGCCCCAAGUAUGAGUACCGCUGGCAGGAUGAGCAGCGCUACCGGAAGCCCACCGCAGUGUCUGCGCCCCGCUACAUGGACCUGCUCAUGGACUGGAUUGAGAUGCAGAUCAACAAUGAGGACAUCUUCCCAACCAAUGUUGGGACACCAUUCCCCAAGAACUUUCUGCAGGCAGUGCGUAAGAUCCUGUCGCGGCUGUUCCGAGUAUUCGUGCACGUGUACAUCCACCACUUCGACCGCAUUGCUCAGAUGGGCUCUGAGGCUCAUGUGAAUACAUGCUACAAGCACUUCUACUACUUUGUCACCGAGUUCAGCCUCAUUGACCCCAAGGAGCUAGAGCCCCUGAAGGAGAUGACCUCACGGAUGUGUCACUGAGGGUCCGACCCAGCCGCAAGCUCAGGGAGACAGCUGAGAAGUUCAUGUCAGCUUUGUACAAGCUUGCAUCUCAGGAGCAGCACCACACCUGAAUGCCACCAUCAGAGGGGCAGAGGGACUCUGGCUCCUUCCUCUCCUGGUGACUAUGAGCCCUUCAACUCUGACCUAUCCCCUUGCCUGUCUCCAGGGGUCUGAACUUGAAUUCUGAAACCCUGUGUGCUCCUAGUCACCGGGCUCACACUGUGUUUGUGCCACCGCCUCUGGCGGGAGGUGGGACCUGGGGCCAUUCAUUGUCCCUUCUCCAUAUCUGUCCAGCUUUGCAGCCAUGGCCUUUGUAUGUGUGGCCGCAGCUCUGCCCCCCUCUUUCCAGCCUGGAACGAGGUGGCACCAGGUUUCCUCCAUUCAGAGCCAUACUCUGUAUGGUGACCAUUCUAAAGAUAUCCUAGUGUGCCAUACCCUCCUCUGCCCUGCCCUGCCCUGCCCUGCCCUCAGGGUACACUUCUGAUCAUUGGGCAUUGCCAGAGCUUUCUACUCCCUCUGCCUGGCACUUCUGGGUGAUGUGCCUCCCUAACACCCCCUGGGCAGGGCUCCUAGUACUGAGUGUUCUGAGGUCUUUGCAGGAUCAGAAGGGUACAGAUGCUGCAUGCUUGUGAUCCCAGUUCUUGGGAGGCAGAUGCAGGAGGAUUGCUGCAAAUUCAAGACCACUCUGGCCUCCACCCUGAGAGUCAGGCCAGCCAGGGUCUCAUAACAAGAUUGUCUUAAGAAAAGGAUUGUAAAGGGCAGUUGGGCAGUGGUGAUGCACACCUUCAAUCCCAGCACGAGUGAGGCAGAGACAGGUAGCCGAGGCAGAUGGAGCUCUGGCGAGUUCGAGGCCAGUCUGGUCUACAGAGUGAGUUCCAGGACAGCCAGGGCUACAGAGGGAAACCCUGUCUCAAAAAACAAAAAGAAAACAAUCAAACAAAUAAAGGGAUGGCUCAGUGGGUAAAGAGUUUGCUGCGUGAGUGUGAGGACAAAAGUGUGACCCCAGCACACAGGGGAAAGCCAAGUGUGGUGGCACUUGUCACUCCAGACUCAGACACAGAGAGCUCCUGCCUCUGCAUCCCAAGUGCUCAGAUUAAAGAUGUUAGGCACAACGCCUAGUCCAUGUGCUUUGUCUUUUUGAGUCCCUGGCUGACCUGGGAUUCAUUAUGUAGACCAGGCUGGCCUCAGACUCCUAUAGAUCUACUUUCCUCUGCCUCCCCAGUGCUGGGAUUCAAGACAUGCACCACCACACCCAGCCCAUCUGGGAAUUUUAGAGAAAAAAGUUUAGCCAGUUUCUAUUGGCUGCCCUCUUGGGGCACAGUGUCUGGUUCAACCCAGAACCCAGGGAUGAAUUCUCACAUGGUUUCCAACACCUGCUGGGAUCUGCAGUUCCCUAGAGAGUGGCAACAGGGACCUUCCUUUCUUCGGUGGCAACCUACUAUGUAACAAAGCUUUGUGAAUAGGCCCUAUGGGCCACGGGACCAAACACCCAUGGACACCACUCUACCAUGCCAUGGAGGGCAUAGCAGGAUGUGACUGUCCCCAGCUCCAGUCCUUGACCUUCUGAGCCCUUCCCUUGAGACCUGUGCACUGUGAAGACCCUAGGGAAUUUUGGCCAUUUUUCCAAAUGUGGGUGGCUACCACUGAACUAAAUGAGUACAAUUAAUGAGAUAGCAAUGCCUGAACCCAAAUCCUGAGGGACUCCCCUGGUCCUUCCAGAAGCCACCACACCUGGUGCUCCAGCCCUGGAAGGACCCAGGGGUCAGCCCUCAAGGCUUGACUGAAUGUAUCUUCCACCUGCAAGACUUAGCCACUGUGCCAAAUCUCGGAAGCCCAGGGGAGGGGUCCACAUUGCCUCAUCCAUCCCACCUCAAUACAAGCCUAAGAAUAAAGUUGACAUCUUGACACUUUG